AACUUGCAAUCAUUCAUUCAAUCAAUCUAUUAUUGUCAAUUUCUUGAAGAAUUAAUAUUUUUUCGAAAACAAGCUGAAAGAAAUAUCUAUACAAUAAGACCAGAUUAUGGGUAAUGCAGGUAGCAAUCAACCUAAGGAAUGGCACCGAGAAGCUGCUACAAAAGUAGCUGACACUGGUCCAUCGUCACCUGUAAAAGAAGGAGAAGCAUUUACAUUUGACAAAAAACCAGAUGAUAUCCGUGGAAGUCGGGAUGAAGACAAUAAUAUCGAGGACGGCGCACCUUACUACACGAAAGCAGUUCCUGAAAGUGAGGUGGAAUACAACGUGCCUCGUGAACGUUCCAACACUUUGACCAAUGACAGUAGCAAGGACGUUGAUGAACUUAAAGUACUACCUACUGUUUUUAAAUGGGAAGGUGGUGGCAAGCAGGUUUUUAUCAGUGGAACCUUCACUGACUGGAAAACUAUCCCUAUGGUAAAGUCACACGGGGACUUUGUAACCAUCAUCGAUCUUCCAGAAGGAGAGCAUCAGUACAAAUACUUCGUUGAUGGAGAAUGGCGUCAUGAUCCUACAGUAAAAGUGAUUGACAAUGGUAUGGGAUCUAAAAAUAACUUGGUCACAGUGAAGAUGUCUGACUUUGAAGUAUUCCAAGCUCUUGCCAAAGACAGCGAAGGCAUCCACAGUAGUGCACAAACUGAGUAUUCUCAGGAAAUACCUCAAUCAAAGCCUUGGGAGAAGGUGACGGGACCUCCCAUACUCCCACCACACUUGUUACAAGUCAUACUGAACAAAGAUACACCACUUUCUUGUGAACCAACGCUAUUACCUGAACCAAAUCACGUAAUGUUGAACCAUCUGUAUGCAUUAUCUAUUAAAGACGGAGUUAUGGUGCUAUCAGCAACUCAUCGUUACAGAAAGAAGUAUGUUACCACUCUCCUUUACAAACCAAUUUAAAAAGGUAUCAUAGGAAAAUGUGAAAACCAAAUAAAAUGUUAGGUCCUUUCCAAAAUCUCUUAAUGCUUGCUAGGUAGGUUAACAAAAAAAACAGUGCCUCAUUCUUUAUAAUUGUGUGAAAGCACAAGCAUAGAUUAAAAUUGAUCUUUAAUGUUUAUGCAAAUAAUUAAUUAAUUAAUAAUAAUAUGCACCAGACAACUAAAUGAAGUUGGUGCAGUACCUAGUGUUGAUAUAGACAAUAUUUUUACAAUUGUUUAGGAAAAAUGCAUGUCAAAUAAUGUUUUCUAUGGAAUAAUUAAAGGCAAGGGCAAAUUUCGUGAUUGUGCGCUUCGUUAGUUCUCGUCGUCCCGUUAUUACCGAAAUUAGAUAUUGAGAUAAAUAAUCUUCUU
Molecule: messenger RNA, 1344 nt
Organism: Ostrinia furnacalis (Asian corn borer)
Lineage: Eukaryota; Metazoa; Arthropoda; Insecta; Lepidoptera; Crambidae
Gene: alc
Product: 5'-AMP-activated protein kinase subunit beta-1
Exons: 5
Coding region: 107-955 (282 amino acids)
Biological process (GO): signal transduction
Cellular component (GO): nucleus; nucleotide-activated protein kinase complex; cytoplasm
Molecular function (GO): protein kinase binding
Source: RefSeq, a predicted model, not a curated record